This is a messenger RNA of Amoebophrya sp. A120, 524 nucleotides long. NCBI's taxonomy places the organism in Eukaryota, Dinophyceae, Syndiniales, Amoebophryaceae. The record is from the annotation of a GenBank genome assembly.
CUUCAUCGUCAUGCCCACCGUUUCCGCAGCAGUGUCGCCUGCCGGUCACAGGCACGGACGGUUCGCUUGAUGAAGAAGCGCAUCGCGUCGGCAAAAUAUUGCUUCCGGUUGACGUGCGCCGAUGGUGGUCGGUCUAGUGUCUUCUUCCGACCGGUGGUGGCGCUAUUUAUGCUUGCGCGCGACCGGUACGCGCGCCAUGCCUCGCGCGCGGUUUGCAGCCUUUUGAUGCGGGGCCCGUUGCCUGGGAUGAUACCUGCCAGGGGGCGCCUGGGAUACAAUGGAGGCGGCCAGUGGGUGAAGCAUAUCGCUUUCCUGUGCCGAAAAGGUGUGCCCUUUUUGGCGGCGGGCCCGGACUUCGAGCUCGCAGGGCCUGACGCCGUGCGCGGCGGUCUCCUGCCCGACCUGUGCGAGGCCACUACGCAACACGUUGCCUACCAUGUCUCGCCUUGAUGUUUAUAUGAGGCGGAGGAUGGGCGGGCCCUGAUGAAGUUCCAGCAGUUUAGCCUGCGCGCAGAGCUCCCCUC